UGUGAAGGGUAAUUGAGUUGGCGGCUAUUUGAUUUCGGGGAGAAGAAAACAAGAGGCGUAUUUGAUUUUGGGGAAUCGGCCACCACAAUUUUCACUCGGUCCCGACCUGACGAGGAGGAUUCACUGCAGGGGAAGAGAAAGAUCAUGGCGUCGAUUUGUCUCUUCAGCUCCAAAACCCUAGUUUUGCCGUCGGCGGCCUACCUACCAGUAUCCUCCUCAUCUACAAGCCAUAGUUUCUGUGUUCGUGGCUGCAGAUGCUCUUUCCCAAACAGGCCAAUUGCGAAUUCUAAUUUGAUAAUUGGGAGAAGGAGAACGGGGAGGCUGGUGGUUCGAAUGGCCCCGGAGGAAGAGAAACUUACUCGUCGCAAUCCUCUCGAUUUCCCGAUUGAGUGGGAUAGGCCUAAGCCAGGUCGUAGACCAGACAUCUUUCCUCAAUUUAGCCCCAUGAAAACACCAUUGCCACCACCAUUGCCAUGCGAUCCCCCUGAAGAAGACGAAGAGGAGGAAGAGAAGAAAGAGGAAGAAGAGGAAAAUCCUGACAAGGAAAAUCCUGAUGAGCCUGAGAAGCAGUAGAUGUAGUCUUUUUGAAUAAUUCCUUGAGUUCCUUCCUUCUUUUCCAUUUUCACUUUGUUUCUUGAUAGGCUGAAAGCAUUAGAAAUCCUAAGGGGAUGAUGAGCUGAGAUAUUCAACCUUGACCCAAACAUGUUUGAGUGCUACUAUUGAUAUUGCAAUUCUGUACUGAUAUUGAAUAGGAUUUCCUAUUCUCUUGAGUCUCAAUCCCCCACUUCAGACAAUGUAUUUUAUGAAUAAUUAUCAUGAAUGAUAUGCCUUGUCUCCGAUUUCUAGUCCA
Molecule: messenger RNA, 850 nt
Organism: Cucurbita pepo subsp. pepo (vegetable marrow)
Lineage: Eukaryota; Viridiplantae; Streptophyta; Magnoliopsida; Cucurbitales; Cucurbitaceae
Source: RefSeq, a predicted model, not a curated record